Molecule: messenger RNA, 1104 nt
Organism: Prorocentrum cordatum
Lineage: Eukaryota; Dinophyceae; Prorocentrales; Prorocentraceae
Source: the annotation of a GenBank genome assembly
CCGAAAGAACCUCGGCCCUCGAACCUCGAGCCUCGAACGUUGCCCCUCAGCACGGGUGCUCCGCCCAGUACGCCCCUCGCCUGUGCGGGGCGGCGGAUCGCCAGUCGAGCUGGCCGUGCGUCGUGAUGGUGGCUGCCAUGGCCGGCACUCCCACGUCCGCCAGGUUCGGCGGCUACUCGGUCGACAAGUCUGAGGCUGGCAUGCAUCCUGCCAAGCUCUUCAUCGGUGGCAUCACGAGGCACACGACGACCAAGCAGCUGCGCGAUCACUUCUCCCGCUACGGCCGUGUACUCGAUUGCGUGGCGAUGCGCCAGCCGGACGGGCGCCCCCGCGGCUUCGGUUACGUAACGCUCGACUCGAUGGCAGCUGCGGAUCGUUGCCUCGCGGAGAAGCAGAUUGUCGAUGGGAGGGUGGUCGACAUGAAGCGAGCCGUGCCAGAGGGUUCAGGCAGCCCCAUGGGAGCCGCGGCUGGAGGAAUGCUGGACUACGGGCAUACUCCGGACUCGUGCCUGGGGGCGCCGCUGCGGGUCCCGCCGCCGCCGGCGUCGCUCUACGGGGAGUGGCCAGACGCCUCGGCGAUGGGGCUGGGUGCGUCACCCUACUUCGGCAUGCUCCCCGCGUACGAGCAGCACAUCAGCCCGACGGGUACUUCUCCCAUUGCGGGAGGCGAGCAACCUUGGGGUUGCUACACCCCGCAGACGCCCGACACCAGUGGCGAUGCGCCCGACUGCGUGGAGCUGCUCAGCCGCCGGGGCAUGCUGCAGCACCAGCAGCGGCUCGCGCCGGCGCGCGGUGACGCCUCAACCAGGCCAAGCGGUAGGGGGCGGCCUCCUCACGCCGCGUACGUGUCCUCCUUGGCCUCCCCCUUUUCUUGCUCGUUCUCUUCUAGCUUUUUCUCCUCCCUGUCCUCUCCUUGAGCUGAAAGUCCUCCUGCGUUGGUAGAGUAGGAGACGACCCAACGCCGCCGUGAGGGAGUUGACGCUGACUUUCAGCGGAAGCACAAGACCAGUCAGGCUCACGUCCGAAAAGGGCUGGCCGUGGCAGCUUUCCCUUGCGUUGCUCAGCGAGAUGGUGGUGACGCUGGGGCCCAACCUCACAUGCGAG